CUCAUCACCGUGUCUUUCAUGGCUCUCUCAAUUGAAAAAUUGUCCCACGCCAUCUCUACUUCACAUGACCCCUUUCACGGCCCUUUGAGCCCAGCCCAGCCUCUUAAGUCCCAUUCCAAUACGAGAAACAUGGAACUUACUAUUACCCCGGAUCAACCUAGAGCCAGUCCACUAAGCUACACUGGGCCUAGCUCCACUGUAGCGCACGUGGCUGGCCGAAAGUUCGGGAUUGGUAUAUGACUGUACUGCUAGGUAAUAUUUACGACGUUUCAAUACGGUAAUUUUGGUAAGGUGCACCAAGGUACGGGCUGGACGACGUCAUUCUUUGUUAAGCCGGUCUGAAUAAGGCUUAGGGCCA
Molecule: messenger RNA, 358 nt
Organism: Aspergillus novofumigatus IBT 16806
Lineage: Eukaryota; Fungi; Ascomycota; Eurotiomycetes; Eurotiales; Aspergillaceae
Exons: 1
Coding region: 19-240 (73 amino acids)
Source: RefSeq, a predicted model, not a curated record